UAACGCCAACAUGUAUCUCGCGUAACUCCGUGACGACGAUUAAAAAUUUAUUAAUAACCCCGACAAAUCAUUUACCGAAUAUCCGUAAAACUCGUCUGGACCGGAAAUAUUUCUGGAUUUCCACGAUUGGUUUAGUUUGAACGCCGCCGUGGAACACUUCUCAUUUCGUCAACGUUGGCUAACCCUGACUAUUGUUAUCUUGUCUUGCAAUAUUGAUAAUCGAAUUGUAAUUUAUGGAGAAUAAAAGUAAUCUAAAUUUAUGUUACAGGCCUAUGUUUUGUUUUGUUUGAAUACUCCCAAUUUUUUUCCCGUGUACUCUUGUUUCGUGUGACCGAUUUUUUGCGCAUUUUGUAAAGUUACGUAAUCAUGUCGUUAAGAUCGAAAACGGUGUGUGAAAUAUGUGGUGAAUCGUUUUUGACGGAGAACAAAUUGUCGAAUCACAUAACACAACGACAUGUACACUCGUCUACGAGCCCGUCGCCUAGUGUUGGUUCUUCGUCGAAGCGACGGAAACUCGACGCCGACUCCGACGUUAGGUGUCCGCUCUGUGAUUACGUUGACUUGGACACAGAUCGUCUGCAACAGCACGUUAAUCGUAUGCAUUUCGACCCUGGCAGUCCUCGGCGACCCGGUACUGUAGACUUCCCUUGCCCAAUAUGCCCGUUGGCUUUCGACCAUUGUGAUAAUCUCGAAACUCAUAUUAAUGAAGAACAUCACGACAUAGUUAGCCCACAAUCGGAUUCUCUUAGUCAAAGGAUACCAUUGUUGGAAAAUAUUAAUGAAGGUUGUGUGAUAUGUGGUAUGAAAAAUUUUGAUAGUUUAAGAGAUCUGGAUGCACAUAUUGAACAACAUUAUCGAGGUACUACACCACCUACUCAAGAUCAUUUACCUAAUCAUGAUCAGUUACUUGCAAAACAGCUAGAAAAACAAGAACGUGAACGUAUGAAACAAAAAGAACAAGAAGAUUUUCAAAAGUUGCAAGCCGCUUAUGGUAUGGAUAAUAAAGGCAAUUAUAAUCAACAAACUAUGACUAAUUUGCAAGAAGCUGUAUCCAGUGGUCAAUUAUCUGUUUAUGAUUAUUAUGAAAAAAUAUAUGAAAUAAAAAUGGCUGAAAGUAAAGGACUUGAUACUGGUGAAUCGGCUACUAGAGAUUUAAUUGAGUAUAUUCGUCACUUCAGUGCAACAUCACCCAAUGUAAUUGAAGUACAUUUGGCUUCACCUACUGAUCAUUAUAGAUCAACUUAUGGUGAUAAAGGUUGGGGAUGUGGAUAUAGAAAUAUGCAAAUGUUGAUGUCCAGUAUGCUUUUACAAAUGGAUUAUAAUGAACAUAUAUCAAGAGUAUGGGAAGUGGAGAAAGGACCUUUACCACGUGCUUGGAUGCCAUCUAUAUCAAGAUUACAACAACAUUUGGAGAAAUCAUGGAGCAUGGGUAUUGAUGAACCUGGUAGAGAACAAUUAGGUGGUUCGGUGUACAAUACUAAAAAAUGGAUUGGAGCUACUGAAGUUGUUGCUAUGCUAACUGCUUUAAAAAUUAAAACACUCAUUUUAGAUUUUCACAAACCAACUGGUUCAAAAAAUACCCAUCCAGAAAUGUUUCACUGGUUGUAUGAACAUUUCAGCAAUAGAAAAAAACAGUUUAUUCCUCCAGUUUAUAUACAACAUGAUGGUCACAGUCGGACAGUAGUGGGCGUUGAAAAAUUGUCUGAUGGAACAAUUUUGCUUUUAGUAUUAGACCCUAGUGGUCACUAUGAUAAAUUAAGAACAGAAGGUGGAAUGAUAACUAUGUCCCAUAUAAGAAAGUCUAUCCACACGUUCAAAUCAAAGGAAUAUCAACUAGUUACAGUCAGAGGAAUAAUGACAAGUGAUGCAGAGUUUGAAAGUGGCAAAACAAUUAUAUCUAAACGUGUUUCAUAACAACAAUCAAGAAACUAAAAUUUGUUUUGCAGAACUUAAAUAUUUUGUUUGUAUUUUUUUUUAGUUUAUUAAAAAUUUUCUUUAUUUAUUUAUAUAUAAUACAUUUUGUCAAUAAAAUUAUAGCCUAAAUGCAAUUUAGCGUUUGACACUUAGAAUUUUAAAGUAUAUUAAGAGUUACGGACUUCAAUGUUUAUGUCA
Messenger RNA from Sipha flava (yellow sugarcane aphid), 2112 nucleotides. Its product is annotated as ubiquitin carboxyl-terminal hydrolase ZUFSP-like. Bases 367 to 1914 code for a protein of 515 amino acids. The transcript is spliced from 7 exons. Lineage: Eukaryota; Metazoa; Arthropoda; Insecta; Hemiptera; Aphididae. The record is from RefSeq and is a predicted model, not a curated record.